Messenger RNA from Cyprinus carpio (common carp), 1085 nucleotides. Its product is annotated as F-box only protein 2-like. The record is from RefSeq and is a predicted model, not a curated record. NCBI's taxonomy places the organism in Eukaryota, Metazoa, Chordata, Actinopteri, Cypriniformes, Cyprinidae. Gene Ontology annotation, molecular function: ubiquitin protein ligase activity. Gene Ontology annotation, cellular component: SCF ubiquitin ligase complex; cytoplasm. Gene Ontology annotation, biological process: SCF-dependent proteasomal ubiquitin-dependent protein catabolic process; glycoprotein catabolic process.
ACAGUGUCAGCGGUGAAUACAGCUGCUGAUGCAGGAAGACUCGUGUGCCUCAUUCUGCCAACCAAAGAAAGUCUGCAGAGAUCAUAUUACAGGAAGCUCCGCCCAUCUCCAAACGCAUUCUCGACUGACUCUACUCCUCUCACUGAAAAGCAGACAUCUCUCAGAUUCAACAAAAUGCCUGGAAACCUCUUAAAAAAUCCUAAUGGAUAUGAGGAUCUGGAACAUUGGGAGCUGACAGAGAAUGGAGGCGAUCAAUGGCGGACAGAGGACAUGCCGGAGGACUGUGGACACACUUUCAAUGACGAAUCAAUCACUAAAUACUUCUGCACCUCUUUCGAGCUGUGUAUGAAACGACAAGUGAUUGACCUGCUGGCAGAGGGUUACGACCCUGAAAAUUUAGAUAUUGCACAGCCAGCGGUCAAUGUGGAGGACUGGUUCUGUAGCCGAGCAGACUGUGGAUGCAUUUAUAUGCUCACUGUGACUCUGCUUGAUGAAAACCUAGAGGUCAUAGAAGAAUUUAAGCCAGAUGAAGUGACCCUUGACCCCGACUCUGACGACUGCUCUUGGAAACAGGUGAGCCACACAUUCACAGAUUAUGGUCCGGGCCUUCGCUUCAUCUCUUUUGCACACGGCGGUCAAGACACCAAGUAUUGGAAGGGCUGGUUUGGAGUGAGAGUGACUGGAAGCUCUGUUACAGUAGAUCUCUAAACACCAAUUAGACAAAAUUAUGAUUGAUUAAAAAGGACCAGAUGUAUUUUCUCGCACCUUGCUUUUAGUUUUGCAGAUACUGCUCUAGGUGUAAUAGUAACUAAAUAUACAGCUGAAGCUGUACAUGUAAUGCUUGGCCUUAAAAAGCAUGUUAUCAGAUUAGAAUUUUAGUUUUUUUAGAGGUAUUUCUGUUCAACCACUAACUACCUCGUUAUGCCCCUGCAAGCUAUGCAUUUAGUUAGCUUACAUUAACAAUGCACUUCUAAUGAAGUUUCUAUAUGCAUUAGAUCUUCAAUUAGCAUAAUCUCCUAAUGUGAUAUGCAAUAAAAAUAGGUCUGUAUCAUGCACACUUAAAUAAAAGGAGUGUCAAAACAUGA